Molecule: messenger RNA, 1158 nt
Organism: Bufo gargarizans (Asiatic toad)
Lineage: Eukaryota; Metazoa; Chordata; Amphibia; Anura; Bufonidae
Gene: FGFBP3
Product: fibroblast growth factor binding protein 3
Exons: 2
Coding region: 152-880 (242 amino acids)
Biological process (GO): cell-cell signaling
Molecular function (GO): growth factor binding
Source: RefSeq, a predicted model, not a curated record
UCUUAAAGCCCCCUUCUAUACAGUCACUGGUGCUCUCUAACUUGUCUGGAAUUUUGGAAUGCCAAAUAGUUUCUCCUCCAGAGCUUGUACACAUUACUAAUGCUUGGACACCCUUGAAUUACAAACCAUCCAGCAACCCCGACCUAAUGAGAUGAGGCUCUCCAGUGUUAUUUCAUUCAUCUUUUUGGUGCACUGCCUGAGCGCUUUACAACAAGCGUAUGGCAAAAGUGACAAAACAGCCAGCAAGAGGGGAGAGACACAAGCCUUUCUGCGAGCAGGGCAAUUUUCCACCAAACACAAGCAUGAAUGCUCUUGGAAAAUUGUUGGAGAUGCCACUGUAAGCUUCACAGUAAACUGUAACGUGCCGGGUGACAGCAGCUACAAUUGCACGUAUGAAGGAGAGCCACAGAAAUGCCCUCUCUAUACCACAAAGGCCAAAAACUACUGGAGACAGAUCCUUGGUAAAUUUAGGAAAAUGAAAAAUAUGUGUGAGGACAGGACAUUGAAGUCACGUCUGUGUAAAAAAACAGAAGCUGUUGAGUCCCAACUUCUGAAAGUUGAUGGAGAAGUUGUGGCCGACAAAUCCAAAGGGAAGAGUCGCAUUAAAGAACCUGGAAAGGAGCCAGAAGGAAGAGCAAGAAAUCCAGAAGGGAACAAAAAUGUGGAUGACGAGAAAAAAUCGGGAUCCAAAAAGAAGAGGCUAGAGACUAAAUUCAACCUAAAGCCAUAUCCUUCUCCUUCACCAUCUGGACUUGAACUCACCACGGCCCGGGAAGUUAAUGAUGAUAUUGUAGAGCUGAAUGAAAAUCUGGCAGAAACCUACUGUGCUGAAAAGUGGCAUUCAGUGUGUUCUUUCUUUGUUAAUUUCUGGAAUGGCUAAAUCAAAGCUCUCUGUGUGGUAGAAAUGUUAGAGUAGAGCUAUUUAAUACAAUGCUCUAACACAAGAAUUCCUGCCUAAGUCCUUUGGACUGCGUGAUAACUAACACCACUGACAAAUCCCCCAAUACUAAAAAAAACAAGUGUAGACUUGUCUGCGUUCACAAUAAGAUCCCAGAAUAUUUUGUGUAGAGUGUUUUACACUUGGACUUGGCAUUAAUAAACCAUAAAUUUGAACACAUUUUAACUAUUUCCAUUAUUAUCUGAUGAGUACAGUGAAUA